Molecule: messenger RNA, 650 nt
Organism: Suillus plorans
Lineage: Eukaryota; Fungi; Basidiomycota; Agaricomycetes; Boletales; Suillaceae
Exons: 5
Coding region: 188-559 (123 amino acids)
Source: RefSeq, a predicted model, not a curated record
GGUGCAAAGGUCCAUGCAUAUUAACCUUCCCAUUGUUUUGUCAGCUGCCGGUACUAAUCAUGUCAAUAUCCCUGAGACAGUAGCAAUCUACCUCAAGACAUGACAAGGCUGCCAAGGCACGUCAACAAGUUAUAAGAUGCUGAGGUUCGUUCAUCGGACAUCCCCCUUCUGGCUAUGACGAUAGAAAAUGGAUCCUCAUAAUUUGGACCGUUUGUUUAUAAUCUCAAUAUGGUUUGAAAGUAUGGUUUACGGUAUCUGCGUGCUUUUUGGUGCAUGUAUAUAUAUCUUGGCGAAUCGAAACAGGAAGUCACAUAGGGUCCUUGUUACGUCGUGCAUUUUCCACAUCUUAGUUUCAACAGCACACAGCAUCAUCUCUCUUCUUCUGUCCUUGCAAGGACUCACGACCCCUUCCAUAAUAGCCGUCCCUAAUGGAAGCAGCAUAUACUUCGUCUCACCAACAACAUUUAUGCUGACGAAUUUGGGAUUAUAUGUCUCCAAUGUGCUCGCUCAAGAUUUGCUGCUAGUAAGUAAUAUUAGGCCCGCAUGUAUAUUGAAGUAACACGCACAAUAACAGAUCUGGAGGCUUUACGUUGUUUGGAACCACAACUGGAAGCUUGUCAUUCCUUCGUUGAUUUUGGAAGUUGCACACA